Molecule: messenger RNA, 546 nt
Organism: Penicillium manginii
Lineage: Eukaryota; Fungi; Ascomycota; Eurotiomycetes; Eurotiales; Aspergillaceae
Exons: 1
Coding region: 1-546 (181 amino acids)
Source: RefSeq, a predicted model, not a curated record
AUGACCACCGACCUUUCUAGUGGCCGUCCGGUGAAAUUGAGACUCUCUGUCGCCACCUCCAACAGCCCCGGGUCAACUCUUCGCAACAAAGUGCAGAUAGUUGUCAGUCUACUGAGCUUGCGCGACACAACGAAGAAGAGAUUCGAAGCGAGAAGAGCCCUCGAAGGACCCGCCAACAAAGCCCAUGACGACGGGGACAAAGACAAGGACGAGGAUAGCAAGCCAGAUACCAAACUUGUCCCCCUCCACUCCUCUGUUGCAUCCUCGUCCAUUGACAUGUCUCUCUACGACGACCAGGUCAUUGUCCCAUCGGAUCUACCAGAAAUGGAAUUCACUUUCGAUUUGGACACCCAGGCCUCGUUCGAUAGGAUCUCGCAACUGACCGGCGGCUUGGUACCUGAUCUUUCUGCUUCGGAUGAUACUUAUGAUCCGGAGGUCUUGGAAAAGGCUCGUCUCCUGUAUUACUUCGCUCGAUAUGUCGUGUUCAUGAUCACGGUACUCGGUCGAGCUGCCGAUCAUGAAAUUCGUCCUCAAUUGAGGGAUUGA